AUGAAUAAUCCUUUUACUUCGCUUGGUUGUCCAGAAUUUAUAUAUCAAACAUGCAAAGAAAUAGGUAUAUCAAAGCCUACAGCAGUACAGCAAGCUUGUGUUAAGCAAAUUAUCACAGGUCAUAACUGCAUUGUUAUUUCUCAAACAGGUACAGGUAAGACAGCUGCUUUUGCACUUCCAAUUAUAUCAACAUUAUCAAAAGAUCCAUAUGGAAUAUACGCACUCGUUAUCAGUCCAACAAGAGAACUUGCACAGCAAAUUUGUCAACAAUUUAAGAUUUUUGGAAGGGGAAUGAACGCAGACAUCUGUCCAAUUAUAGGCGGAUUAGCAAUUACAGAUCAAGCAUCAGCAUUAGAGAAGAAUCCACAUAUUGUUGUCGCUACUCCAGGCAGAAUUUUACAUCAUCUUCGAAGUGCUUCUAAAGGAAAUACUAGAUUUUCAUUCGAUAACCUUCAAUACCUCGUCCUCGAUGAAGUUGAUCGUCUUUUUAAGGAUGGUUACUGGGAUGAUGUCCUUGAAAUCAUCAAAUACUUACCAGAGAAGCGCCAGACGCUUUGUUUCUCAGCCACAAAGAGUGACCAAGUUGAUCUUCUUACAAUUAUGACCAAGCCACCUUCUACAAGUUCAUGUCCGCUUCCAUCAGUUGGAAAAUCAUGGUUUAGUGAUGAUAAAUUGACUUUCUAUUGGGAGCCAACAGAUGAUCUUAAGCCAAAGAUUGAGCACGUCAAAGUUCUCGUCCAAGAUGAAGGAAGAGAAGUAUAUUUAAUGAUUAUUAUCCAAAAACUUAUGGAAGCAGACCUUUACAAGCAAGUUAUUGUAUUUGCAUCAACCAAAGAGGCCGCGCAGACUAUUACCUUGAUUCUCCGUAACUUUAGCUACAAAACAGCCGUUAUGCACUCAGAUAUGCAAGAAUCCGAGCGUCUUAAGGAGUUAGAAGAGUUCAGAGCUGGUAGACAGAGGAUAUUAGUUGCAACAGAUGUAGCUGCUCGUGGUUUGGACAUUCCUUUUGUUGAUAAUGUUAUUCAUUUCAAUCCACCUCAAAAUGCAGCAACAUACGUGCACAGAGCAGGUAGAACAGGAAGAGCUGGUCGCGAGGGUCGUUCAAUUCUCUUUGUUUCCGGAAGAGAAAAGAAAAUUGAACAAGAAAUCGAGAAAGAGAUCGGCCAACAGUUCACAGAGUUGAAAGUUGAGAAGAGCGAAAUGAAAGAGAAGAUGAACGUCUUCUGGGCGAAAAAAGACGCAAAAAUUGCAAUGUCUCAAUCAGAUUUCGGUAAAAGAGAUGAAAUGUUGAAACAAUUGGAUAAAAUCCAAGCUGGUGAAGUAUAA
Molecule: messenger RNA, 1326 nt
Organism: Trichomonas vaginalis G3
Lineage: Eukaryota; Parabasalia; Trichomonadida; Trichomonadidae
Product: helicase protein
Exons: 1
Coding region: 1-1326 (441 amino acids)
Molecular function (GO): ATP binding; RNA helicase activity; nucleic acid binding
Source: RefSeq, a predicted model, not a curated record